CGGCGCCAUUCGCCGAGAAGACGAGCACACGCAGCAGCGCGUUGAGUGUGUUCAACGAUUCCAUCGUCAUUUGUCGAGAUCCAUCAACCUGAAAGAUGCCGAAAGGUUCAUCGUCAGUGUCGAAGGCCAAGGACUCCGGCAAGACCAAGAAGCUGCUCAAGCUCAAGUCCAAGCUCCAGCAAGCCGCCAGGGGCAAGAUCGGCAGCAAGCAGAGGGAGAAGAGGGGCAAGGGCGUUAAGUUCGACUAUGACCAGUUCGCCAAGCAGUUCCGAAAGCUGCAGGCAGGCGGCUCGCGGGCAGAUUGGGAGGUUGCCGACGACGAGAGCGUUGCAUCUGACGAGGCGUUUGAUGCCGAUGACGAGGAGCAGUACGGCGAGACUAUAGCGAGCAUCAAAUCGAGGGCAGAAGGGGCCCAAGAGGGACAAGAAGAGAGAGAGGAGUGGGACGAGGGCGACGAUCAUGACGAGCAGAUGGACGCCUCGGCCAAUCCAGGGCUCUUCCUGGACAGAUUCAUGUCUGAUGACAUCGACAUGCCCCUACCCGACCAGCCACCGGCCUCUCAGAAGCCCGCCAAGCGGCGAGGGAUGCCGAGCGGGCAACAUGACGACGAGGGAGAGGGAGAGGGGGAUGGGGAGGAAGAUGCGGAUGAUCUGUCGAAGCUCGUUGAGAUGCCUGACGAGAACGAUGCCCCUGACCCAGCAGAGCAGUUGCGCCGUCGCGUCUAUCAGGAGUCCAGGCCUGAAUCCGUCUUCGAUAUCGGCCCAGGUACGAUUGGGCCGCAACCGCGUGUAUGAUUGGAUGCCCGCUCGUUCGUUCGUUGUGUGUGUUGCCUUCCUGUUGUCAUUCAGACGCCGGUGGUCGACGGGAUCAGAUCACGACCGAUGACAUUUUGGCGACCCUCCAGACCGACGCCGCACCGCCGAGAGGCGAUGGUGCAGACCAGGACGAGGAGGAGGGGGAGGGGCAGCGAAGCGCUCGGGACGAUGGCGUUCGUGGCGCCGCCAGCCAACUGAGAUCUGAGCUAGAGACCCUGCAGAGAACAGUAGGCCGAUGGAUGGAUGGAUGGCCAACGAAAUGAAUGGACACGAUGUGUGUGGAUGUGAUACUGUGCCGCGUAUGUGUUGUGUGUGUGCAGACUGCCGUGAGUGAGCCGUUGUCAGAGCCCAAGGCGGCUCGUGUGGACAGGAAGCUCAAGUAUGACUUUGCGAGGAAGGACAUACAGAAGUGGCUGCCGCAGGUCAAGAGGAACAGGUCAGCCAGUCAGUGAGUGAGUGACGACAAACAGCCCCUUCAUCUCGCCUGCCCUCCUGCAUGUGUGUGUGUGUGUGUGUGUGUGUUGGUUCAGGGAGUCUGAGCAGCUGCAGCUGGGCCAGGUGCCUGACGGCCUCAACAACUCUAUGUAAGGGAAAGAACACACACACACACACGCAUAAGGCGACCGAAGGAGACACCGCACCGUACACUAACUACACUAUUCCGCUGUGGGUGUCAGGGCCAACAUCGUCUCCUCGUUCAAGCCAUCGACCGACUUCGAAAAGGUGCGCACUCACACCCGACCUAUCGCAUUCAUGGCCUUCUGGGCUGGGCGGGUCCUCAGGAGUUGUUGACGGCUCUGGAGGAGUCUGGUCUGCAGGAGAACGACAGAGCGGAUGAAAUGCCCGACGUGGGUGGCGGGGAAGAGGUGAGGGGGCGGGGAGGGGGAGGGGGGCUGCAUGCGCUGCGCACGUGGUGGGCAGGUCGGCAGGCAGGCAGGCAGGCAGGCAGUCGGUAGGUGGUGUAUAUAAUGAUGAGACUUGUGCCAUAGGAAGUGCCGUCUGAUGGGUGCCUUAUUGGAUCAGCACCCACACACAUGACGCACAACAGCACUGCUGAUCGAUACAUACAUCAUCGCACACACAAGCACCCACACACAUCAACGUGUGCACUCAUCACCGACCCCCUUCUUGGUCGCCCUGUCUCUGUGUGUGAUGUGUGUGUCCAUCAGUCCGCUACAUUGAAGCGUCUGAAGGCCCUGAUGUUCCGCGAGCAGCGCCGCAACGCCCGGCUGGCCAAGAUCAAAUCAAAGACCUGGCACAAAGUCCACAGAAAGGUACGCAUCCAUCGCACACCCACGCACACGACGCAGGGGGGAAGUGACAUCUGUGUGUGUGUGUCGUCAUCCCAUCCCAUGUCAGGCGGAGGCUCGCGAGAAGGAAAAGCUCAUGGCGCGGCUCGCUGUGGAGGACCCCGGUAAGACCAUAUUCAACACACUGCCGACUUUUGUGGACUCCCACUGACGCGCCUUAAUUGUUCAGAGCUGGCGCAGUCCAUCCAGAAGGAGUACGAAGAGAAGCGAGCCAGGGUAAGACAUCCAGUGCCCCACCAUAACGACACACCCACACAAUACCGUCAUCCCGUUGAUUUGAUUCGCUGCAGGUGCGUAUGUUGGAGCGGUCAACGGCGCGCAAGAAGUGGGCUCGACUGGCGGCUCGGUUCGGCGGCAAGGCCGUGCAGCCCCUCAUCACCGAAGCAGCACAGCGCGAACACGACGAGAAGGCCGCCAUCGACAAAAUCGCCAAGACCAAACCCGGCAACGCAUACACACAAGGUAGGUAGGGACACCGGUGGGGCGGGGCGGGCCAGCGGAGCAACACAAGACACAGACACACAAAUCGGGACCACUUGUUGCAGGGGAAGAUUCGGACGAAGAAGUUCAUUUGACAUCUGACGAGGAGGAGGAAGACGACGACAAGGCCGAGGGAGGUGGUGGUGGUGGCAGCUACGAGGAGCAGGUCAAGGGCAAGGCCAAGCUGCUCGCACUCGACGAGCUCAAACAGACUGACGGUGAGGGGAAGCGGCGGGCGAACCCAUUCACAUGGGUAUGGAUGUCUGUCUGCAUUUCGCAGAACCUCUGCCCGACACGGGUCUGUUUGCGCUGCCCUUCAUGCGCAAGGCCAUCGAAGAGGAGAGGUAGGAACCUUGCUUGCACACACCGACACCACACACACACGCACCGGUGUGUCCCUUCCUAUAUCUUCUGUGCGUCAGGGAGUCGAGCCGUCGUGAGGCCGAGAAGCUCCUGCAGGAGCUGGAGCAGGAGACCGACACCCAUCCACACAGAAGACCCGACCCACGAGACGACCUGCAGCUCGACCAAGAGGACAAAGAACCCGAUGACCACGAGAGCCAGCGGAUCGCCGCAGAGAAGGAGGCCAAACAGGCCGAGAAGGAGAAGAAGAAAAAAGCCAAGACCGUCCGCUUCCGGGAAGAGGACCUCGAGAAGGCCAGGGAAGAAGUGAAGGGGAUGCUUGGCCAGGACGGCGACCUCAUAAUGAUGGCUGGCGACCACACACACCGGCCUCGAGAGUCCCUCCCAUCUGCCGCCCUGCACACCAGCACCUCCACCAAGGUGCGCGUCGACCAGCCCCUCACCACACGUAUGCCGGCAAAGCGACCACGCGACGAGCACCAGCACACAGACGAGCAGGAGCACCCGCCAAACCCCUGGAUCGAUGGCUAUGUGCCUCCCAAGGACGACAGCAAAAAGAAGAGACGAAAGACCAAGAAGGGGCCGGCUGGUGGGGAUGGUGACGGUGAUGGGGCUGGUGGCGAGGAGGAGGAUGUGUUGGCAGGGUUUGACGUGGGCAGCACUGAGGAGAGGGAGCAGCAGCGGGAGCUGCUCAGACAAACCUUCCAGUCGUCGACACACGUACGCACAACCCACCCAACGCACUUUGUUUGCUUCAUUGCACCAAGUCCCCGGUCUGUCUGUGUGGGUGUGUCUGUAGGAGGACGAUUUUGUGCGUGAGGUGGGCCAAGACGAGGACGAGAAGCUCACCGCCGAAGAGAAGAACACAUCAGCAGGUUCGUUCACCACCCCACAACACACAACAUCCACACAUCAGACACAUAUCACCCUCUCUCUCUUCCCCUGAUUGGUUUUGUCAGAUCUGCCCGGGUGGGGCGAGUGGGCGGGGUCUGGUGUGCGUCCGAACCGCCGCAAGCAGCGGGAGAAGGAGGUGAAGGAGCGGCAGAAGCAGGCUGCCAUCGCCAAGCGAGAACACCAGGUGCGGCGGAAGCCUGUGAGCGUCACCCAAUGCCUCGACAGGAAGGCCGCCAAAUACUACACCACCACAGUAAGUCGGUCCCACACACCACACCGCACACAGACGCAAGGAGGGAGGAGGAAUGUUUGUGGUGUGGUGUGGUGGAUACUUACUUCAGGUGCCUCAUCCAUAUCAGUCCAAGCAGCAGUACGAUCGGAUGCUGCAGUAAGCAAGAGUACACACAAGGCCUGGGGGAGGGGCACCGACAAACAAAUCGCCCGUGUGUGUAUGUCAGGCACCCGACAGGCCCGGACUGGAACACCACUGCCGUCUUUCACCGACUGAUUCAGCCCAAGGUACCAACACGCAGACUCGCAGACAGACAGGCACAGCACAGAGGGGGACAGGACAACACUCCUGAACCCCUCUGUCAUGUCAUAUACUCACUCUUGUUUGUGUGCCAUCAGCUGAAUGUGCGUGUGGGUGCGGUGGUGCCCCCACUCCAACACGCCAAACACCUUUCGCCAAAGGUAGGGAGGGACAUCGAUGACACGCAUCUUCCUCGGUGUGACUGCAAUGACUGGACUGGUGGACUGCAUGUGGUACUUGGUGUGGCGUGUGGUUCAGGCUCGCGAUUCGUUGCUGCGUGCAUGGGACAGCAAGGCCAAGCCACAGCAGAGGAGAACCAAACUGUGAUGGAUCGUGAGGUUCUUGGGGCGGUCUGGUGACUUCUGUGUGUCUGUCUGUCUCGUUGGGCGUUCGUGGCUAUCGUGG
This is a messenger RNA of Vitrella brassicaformis, 4799 nucleotides long. Lineage: Eukaryota; Vitrellaceae. The record is from the annotation of a GenBank genome assembly.